GGCAGGAGCGGGCGCUGUGUGCUGGCGCGGCGGGACGACUUCCAUCACCUCGCCAGUACAAGAAAAGCUAACAGCAGUAACAAAGGUUCAAAAAUGUUGAUAAAGGAGUGAUCUAUUCCACAUGAAAAUUAGUGUCUGCUCUGUACCUUUACAAGAAAUCUGAACACAAAAGGGGUUUGGUUUCUGGACAAAGCUGAAGAAAACGCCUAGAAGUAAGGUGAAGAAGCAUUCCUUACAUAGGUUAAGGAGUGUGUGUGUGAAAAAUCGACAAAGCCAAGAACGUCUUUGACUGGAUAGAUUUUUCAACAUGAAUCGUGCUUUUAGCAGGAAGAAAGACAAAACAUGGAUGCACACUCCUGAAGCCUUAUCAAAGCAUUAUAUUCCCUAUAAUGCAAAGUUUCUUGGCAGUACGGAAGUGGAGCAGCCCAAAGGCACUGAAGUUGUAAGAGAUGCUGUUAGAAAAUUAAAGUUUGCAAGACAUAUCAAGAAAUCUGAAGGCCAGAAGACACCCAAAGUUGAAUUACAAAUCUCAAUCUAUGGUGUAAAAAUUCUAGAUCCAAAAACAAAGGAAGUCCAGCACAACUGUCAGCUCCAUAGGAUAUCAUUUUGUGCUGAUGAUAAAACUGACAAGAGAAUAUUUACUUUCAUAUGCAAAGACUCGGAAUCAAAUAAGCAUCUUUGCUAUGUAUUUGACAGUGAGAAGUGUGCGGAAGAGAUAACUUUAACAAUUGGUCAAGCAUUUGACUUAGCUUACAGGAAAUUUCUGGAAUCUGGAGGAAAAGAUGUUGAAACAAGGAAACAAAUUGCAGGUUUACAGAAAAGAGUAAGUUCUGAAUUAUGGAUUCAAGAAUUAGAAACUGAAAACACAGAACUGAAAAAUAAAGUUCAAGAUUUGGAAAACCAAUUAAGAGUAACACAAGUACAUGCAUCUCCACUGCUGCACAUAAAGUGUGAUAAUGAUGAACAUAUGUUUCAAAGACCCUCUACUUUUUUCUGGUGUAACAGUGAGGAUUCACCUCCUUGUUUAGAUAUCUCUUCCAUUACACUUACUCCUAGGAGUUCUCCUGACUCUAGACUACCACCUGGAUUGUUAAUACCACCACCUUUAAAAAGUGGUCUUCCAAAGCCAACAAAUGAAUACAGCUGCCCAAGACCUCAUGCAGGCAGUGUGACACCUAAAUCACCCUCCACUGACAUCUUUGAUAUGGUUCCCUUUUCUCCCAUAUCCCCUCAGUCAUCAACACCUACUCGCAAUGGUACACAGCCUCCUCCAGUACCCAGUAGAUCUACAGAGAUCAAGAGAGACCUUUUUGGAGCAGAACCUUUUGACCCUUUUAGCUGUGGAGCAGGAGAUUUCCCUCCAGACAUUCAGUCCAAACUAGAUGAGAUGCAGCGUCAGCGAUGGAGGGGUUCAAAAUGGGAUUAACUCUUGAAGGCACAGUGUUUUGUCUUGACCCACUAGACAGCAGGUGCUGAUGCCAAGAAACUGUAUGUGAAAAUCCUACACGGUGUUGUUUGGUUGUUUUUUUUUAAUCCUGAACAUGUAUUCACAGAUAUUAUCCAUGUGCCAAAAAUUGCUUUUUUCAACAUGUAAACAAACUCUUGUGAGGUUUGCUUCUAUAAAAAUCCUAUUUAGUUCUAGUCUAGCCCUGUACAAAUGUAAAAAGUUAUAUUUGUUUAUGAAAUAUGAAUUAAGUUACGCUGUUACGUUUCUUUCUCUCACAUUUUGCCCCAGAUUACUAUGGUUUAUUACUAUUAGCCUAGAGAAGUUCUUCAGAAAGCUUGCACAUACCUCUCUCUGUUUGCAGACAUGCAAGCAUGAUUUACAAGUAAUACUUUACCUGGCAGCAUUUUGAAAUUAUGCUUUUAAGCCAUUAUUUAAUAUUCAAGCAGUAAAAUGUUCAAUAUUUAGUACAAAAAGUUCAAAUUGCAGUGAAAAGGCAGAAAAUACUAACCAUUAAUAUACUCUUAAAAGGUAAAUCUGGAUGCUGUUUAAUUGAUCUCCUUUACUGUGUAUCAUUACUAUGCUGUAUAUAUGUCAUUACUAGUUUACAAAAUCCAGAAGACAUUUAGGUCCUUAAUUCAUGUUUUAUAAGCUAACAAAUUGUUAGUAUGCUAAUCAGUGUUUAUUAGCAUAGAAGAACUGCUAAUUGCAGACUGGACAAAGUAACUGCCCUUUCUUUUGGUAUUUUAUAGCUGAAUUGUAAAGUAUGUAAUAUGGAAUUCUUUAUAUGCUAACCAUAACUUAGAAAGAAGAUUAUGGUCUUGCAUUUACUUAGGAGUUUAUAUAAUUUUGUAUAGAAGCAGGCAUUCCAUUUACUGGGCUCAGUCCUGUAAGUUACUUUCAACACCUGACUGUUUACAGUCAGGCUCUGUUGAGUAUUUUUUUCACUGUCUGCUUUAAUGCUAUAUGUCUUACUAUAAUUUUAAAGGUUGCUGUAAAAAUUCUAUAUAAGUUCAUAAGUCUUUCAUACCCACUGGUUGUUACAGAAGUAACUGCAGUUUUCAGCUGCUAGCAAGUUGAAUGCUGACCUGUCUAUGCAUACUCUUCAUUAAUCUUCAGCCAUAAGCAAUAAAAUACCAUCUUAAACCUAUCUCAGAAAAUUAUCAUUAAUGUUUUGAUGCCCAAACUGCACAUUAGUUCAAUUGAAAAACUUUAAAAACUCUAGUAUUUUUCCCUCAAAACAUACAGAUGUGGAAAAAACCAAAAUUUUAGAUUUUUCUUGUUUUCAUUCCUUUUCCAUUAGAAGUUUUUUGUAAUACCUACGGUUUUGUCUAUAACAGUUACAGUUCACAAUGAAAAAACAGUUUGUAAAUUCAGUAUCACAUGCAUAUGUUUAUGCCUUGUUCAACAACAUACUUCUGCAUAUACCUUUGAAGUCCACAGAAAUUAAUUGGAUUAUUACUUUAGUCUUCCUCUUUCCUAUUCUAUGUUCAACAUUCAUGUAGAGUGUUAUAUAUAAAUAUAUAUAUUAAAAUAUAUCAAAUCACUAAUAGUAUAUGUUUCAUAAAGAGAAAUCUUUAUAAUUUUGUUUGUCAUAGUAUUUUGGAAUUUGUAUAACGAGGAUGUUUAGUAGCCAUAGGAAUGGCUUUUUUUAACAAAUAGAAUUUGUAUUUUUAUUGUACUUUAAAAAGCUUUACAUAAUGAGAAUCUAUUUAGUGGUCAUUUAUUAUCAAUGGUAACACUAAAAUAAUAUUUGCACACUUUAAGAAACCUUUUUCGUUACUGAUUUUUAUUAUAGUUGACUGCAAACAGCAUAGUUAAAUAUUACAUACCUGGUCAAUCCAUACAAAAAUACUUAUAUCAACACAACAGUGCAUUUUUAAUGAAAAGGUUAUGUGAUCCAAUUGGAAAUUGUAUUUUAUGUAAUCUCAAAUGUCUGUUUAAUUUUGCCUAAAAUAAAUGUUUUUAAAUAAA
Melopsittacus undulatus (budgerigar) is the source of this 3418-nucleotide messenger RNA. RefSeq names its product GULP PTB domain containing engulfment adaptor 1 (gene GULP1). NCBI's taxonomy places the organism in Eukaryota, Metazoa, Chordata, Aves, Psittaciformes, Psittaculidae. The record is from RefSeq and is a predicted model, not a curated record. The coding region runs from base 308 to 1426 and encodes 372 amino acids. The transcript has 15 exons.